This is a messenger RNA of Phyllopteryx taeniolatus (common seadragon), 1620 nucleotides long. RefSeq names its product cathepsin L.1 (gene ctsl.1). Gene Ontology annotation, cellular component: lysosome. Lineage: Eukaryota; Metazoa; Chordata; Actinopteri; Syngnathiformes; Syngnathidae. The record is from RefSeq and is a predicted model, not a curated record. The transcript is spliced from 9 exons. Bases 159 to 1163 code for a protein of 334 amino acids. Gene Ontology annotation, biological process: immune response. Gene Ontology annotation, molecular function: cysteine-type endopeptidase activity.
GCAACAUUUUACAGGCUGCUGACAGCCACCUGACUGGACGUGCUGGAGGUCAUAUAGGGAGUCAGCUAUAUAAGAAAAAAUAGCUGCGAUCAAGUCCUGCAGUGCCUACAGCCUUCGACUCACUCACUCACACACACACCGAUACUGAAGCAGACGAGAUGAAACUGCUGCUGCUUGCGGCUGCUUUUCUGGCUGUGGCCAGCUGUGCGAGCAUCUCUCUGGAGGAUCUGGAGUUCCAUGCAUGGAAGCUCAAGUUUGGUAAGUACUACAGCUCUCCGUCGGAGGAGUCUGUACGCAAGACCAUCUGGCUGAGCAAUCGUCGACUGGUCCUUGUGCACAACAUCAUGGCCGAUCAGGGCAUCAAGUCCUACCGCCUAGGCAUGACCUUCUUUGCCGAUCUGGAAAACGAGGAGUACAAGCGGCAGGUUUCCCAGAGAUGUCUGCUGCACUUCAACAAGACUAUCCCUCGGGGCGGUUCCACAUUCCUGCCACUGCCCCAUGGAGCUGACCUACCACGCACUGUGGACUGGAGGAACAAGGGAUAUGUCACUGACGUCAAGGAUCAGAAGCAGUGCGGCUCUUGUUGGGCCUUCAGCACAACGGGGUCUUUGGAGGGUCAGACCUUCAGGAAGACAGGGAAGCUGGUGUCUCUGAGCGAGCAGCAGUUGGUCGACUGCUCUGGCGACUUUGGCAACACGGGAUGCAUGGGAGGCCUCAUGGAUGACGCCUUCCAGUACAUCCGGAGUAAUGGGGGGAUUGACACGGAAGAGUCCUAUCCUUAUCAGGCUGAGGAUGGAGAGUGUCACUACAACCCAGCCAAUAUCGGCGCCACAUGCACAGGUUAUGUUGACGUGAAAGAAGGUGACGAGGGCGCAUUGAAGGAGGCUGUGGCUACAGUCGGCCCUGUGUCGGUCGCCAUUGAUGCUUCACAUGAAUCUUUCCAGCUUUAUGAAUCAGGUCUGUAUGACGAGCCAGAGUGCAGCAGCUCUGAGUUAGACCACGGAGUGCUGGCUGUAGGUUACGGCACUGACAAUGGACGUGACUACUGGCUGGUCAAGAACAGCUGGGGUCUACAAUGGGGCGACAAGGGCUACAUCAUGAUGAGCAGGAACAAACACAACCAGUGUGGAAUUGCUACUGCAGCUAGCUACCCCUUAGUGUGAACAGGGCCAGCCAGAGCCAGAGGACGAGGAAAAACUAUGGCAUUAGACAAUAUUAAUUUUGAUACCAAACUGGUAUUUUUCUAUUUCUGACCUUUUUUAAAGGAAGAAUGUAGGUAGACAGAAUCCAAAAGAUAAUGUAUCAAAAUAAAGGAAUGUGGUUCAUAAACAUGUUUUUUUUUUUCAUAUUACAAAAUAUCAAACUGAUUACCAGAUGACCUCAUGCAGUUGCGAUUUUUGUUAAAUAUCCAGAUCUGUUCAAUGAUUUGUGUUUCAGUCCAUUUUUAUAUUUCAGUCAAGAUAAGCUAUGACUAGUUUUUUUUAUGGGUAAUUCAACCAAACAGCGUCAAUAAAAGUCCUUAUUCUCAUGGUACAUCCCGCCUGGCAUCACUCAUCUGUGCCCUGUUAAGUUUCUACAAAUAAAACUGCAAAGCCUGAAUCAUUUGUGAUGGCCAAUUGA